Messenger RNA from Mus musculus (house mouse), 5750 nucleotides. RefSeq names its product DDB1 and CUL4 associated factor 7 (gene Dcaf7). The coding region runs from base 253 to 1281 and encodes 342 amino acids. Gene Ontology annotation, cellular component: cytoplasm; cytosol; nucleus. Gene Ontology annotation, biological process: protein ubiquitination. The record is from RefSeq and is marked validated. Lineage: Eukaryota; Metazoa; Chordata; Mammalia; Rodentia; Muridae. The transcript is spliced from 7 exons.
GGCUUCCGUUCCGAGAGGGCGGGCCGGCAUCCCAAACGGAAGGUGGUAGCGCUGCCCGAGCUGGUUUGAAACUGGUGGUCGGGCCCGGCCGAGUGUGAGUGUGUGUAGCCGAGGACCCGCUGGAGGGCUAGGCCGUUCUUGACCGCCCCGGCCCCGCCUCCCCUCGGACCCGCGGACCCAAGCCCGGGUCCCCGCCUGUCUUGUGCCCCAGCCCGCUGCCUCUCUGGCCGGCUCUGCGGCCCAGCCGCCACCAUGUCCCUGCACGGCAAACGGAAGGAGAUCUACAAAUAUGAAGCGCCCUGGACUGUGUACGCCAUGAACUGGAGCGUGCGGCCGGACAAGCGCUUUCGCCUGGCGCUGGGCAGCUUCGUGGAAGAGUACAACAACAAGGUUCAGCUUGUUGGUUUAGAUGAGGAGAGUUCAGAGUUUAUUUGCCGAAACACCUUUGACCACCCGUACCCUACCACAAAGCUCAUGUGGAUUCCUGACACAAAGGGCGUCUAUCCAGACCUCCUGGCAACAAGUGGUGACUAUCUCCGUGUGUGGAGGGUUGGUGAAACAGAGACCAGGCUGGAGUGCUUGCUAAACAACAACAAGAACUCAGACUUCUGUGCUCCCCUGACCUCCUUUGACUGGAACGAGGUGGAUCCUUAUCUUCUAGGUACCUCAAGCAUUGACACAACGUGCACCAUCUGGGGACUAGAGACCGGGCAAGUGCUGGGACGAGUGAAUCUCGUGUCUGGCCAUGUGAAGACCCAGCUAAUUGCCCAUGACAAAGAGGUCUAUGACAUCGCCUUCAGCCGCGCUGGAGGGGGCAGGGACAUGUUUGCCUCUGUGGGCGCUGAUGGGUCUGUGAGAAUGUUUGACCUCCGCCAUCUGGAACAUAGCACCAUCAUUUAUGAAGACCCACAGCACCACCCCCUGCUUCGCCUCUGCUGGAACAAGCAGGACCCUAACUACCUGGCCACCAUGGCCAUGGACGGGAUGGAGGUGGUGAUUCUGGAUGUUCGAGUUCCCUGCACACCGGUUGCUAGGCUAAACAACCACCGAGCAUGUGUCAAUGGCAUUGCCUGGGCCCCACACUCGUCCUGCCACAUCUGUACUGCAGCGGAUGACCAUCAGGCCCUCAUCUGGGACAUCCAGCAGAUGCCUCGGGCCAUCGAGGACCCUAUCUUGGCCUACACAGCUGAGGGAGAGAUCAACAAUGUGCAGUGGGCCUCCACUCAGCCUGACUGGAUCGCUAUCUGCUACAACAACUGCCUGGAGAUACUCCGCGUGUAGUGUUGGUGGCACCUCACGUAUCCGGCAGGGGCUUGUGUGCUUCAGCCUCUGCCCCCUUCCCUCCCAUGUAAGAAGAACAUGUUCCCAGUGGCCAGUAUGUCUACUGCUGCUUUACACCCACUGUGUUCAGAAGCUGCUGUAGAAGUCCAGGCCAGUUACCCCGCUGUCUGUGUUGGACUGUGCUGUGUGGCGCCACUGCAGCCCAGGGCUGGGUUUUAAAUUUUCACUCCUUUCCUCUUCUUUGCUUCUUCAAUUAAACGUUUCUGUAUAUUUGUUUGUCAGCUGUUGUGUUCAUAAACAGUACAAGCACUGGCUCUGUCUGUGUCCAUUUGCCCAUGUCUGUCUGUCUGCUGCUGAGGCAGUCAUCCAUCUCGUGUCCCCAUCUGUGUCGUGCUAGCACUUAAGUGGGAACAAAGGCCAACUUGAGAUUGUCUUUCCUCCUGGCACCAGUGUCUUUUAACAAACCUCAACUUUGUAUGUUUUUUAUCUAUCAGGCUAGUUUUUUUAUGAAAAGAAUUUAACCUUUCUGGUUUCUUGAUUUCACAGAUUUCCCUCUUUGUACCUUCCUCUCUUCCCUCAGUGCCUGCAGUGGGUACUGGACCCUAGACCCCACGAGCAGUUUGCUUUCCUGAGUCACUGCCUGUGGGGCACAGCCCUGACCCCUGACCGGGAGUUGACAACUGCGCUGGUGCUCUGAAGUCUACUGACUCACCAACCGUUCUCAGCCUGGGUCUCCUGAAGGCCCUCGGAGGCCCAGGAGAUGCAGGAGGCUUCUGUUCACCCUCAAGUCCCUUUCUCUGGCUUCACUAGUUGAGUACCCUGUGGGGCUGAGAUAAGCAGUUGACUAGGGGUCAUGCGGAAGGAGAAUCAUGUUCAGGAAAGCUGAACUUAUAUUGUGUUUCCAGUACCUGGUUUCAGAAUCUAUUUUUCCAGUUUCGAACUUGAAUGAUAGGCAAGAGAGAUCUCUCAGCUAAGCUUCUGUGUUUCUGUUUGCUGAGUCUCCUCUACCUGGUGGGACACUGGCCCAUCUUUGGAUUGAGUACUCUGAAUAAGAGACUUCCUGGGAGCUACCGUCUGUGCUUGACCCUGAACAAGAUCUUUAGACUGUGACAGACAGGCAGUUCUCAUAAAUGAUGAGCAAAUCAGCCAAGGUAGACUCAGGGCCAGCCAGCUAAGACUCUCCACGCCUGUGGCACCUGCCCUCUCUUCAGUUAAGGUUAUGAGCAGUAUUGGACUUUGUAGGCUGCAGUUGGCCAUGCUGACUUACAGGCCUCGCGUGUCUGUUUCCGUUAGGUGUAUGGGUUCCACAGAGGGGACUUGUAUGUGGUUCUGACUUUAGAUGAGUCCCCGGCAGUUUGGAACAUGGUCUAGGAGAGGGUGGCUGUUUAUAAUCUGCUGAGCUGCUUGCAGGUUUCUUAGACGCUCUGGGACAAGGAGAGCAGCAGGCCUGAUGGCUGAUGGCUGGUUGGCCACUCAUGCUGCCAUUGCUGGAGAAGUCAAUGUCGACUCAUUCUUCUGGGAACAUGGACUGUCUGGCAGAGUCUUUGCUUGCUUCCACAACUGAUGUAGUUGUAUGCCAAAAGUCUUAGAUUUAGAUUCACUAUAUUAGGACCUUGUCCCAAAGGAAAGGCCUUUUCAGUCAGGGUAUUUCUCCUUGGCCUUCCUAAUCUGUCAUUCUGAUUUUGGGUCUCUGGGGUUCCUGCACUAACCUGUGGCUUGUCCUGGAUCAGUUUGUGGUUCCCUCUGCUCUUAGUGGCGUUUGCCAGCCAGGUACAGACUCCUCAAAGGUAGCAGACUUGCUGAUGGUUGCUGCUGUAGGAGCCCUCAGUUUCUUCCUGGGCUGAGUCUACAGUAGUAGGCUGAGUCAGGGCGUCGCAGGGCCUGUAGGGAGCACCUGUGCUGGGGAGCACCUGUGCUGGGGAGCACCUGUGCUGGGUGGACUUUAGCUUGGGGUGAAUGAUAGGAUUGUCAACUAGAACUUGAAAACAAAGUUUUAAAAGGUUAGCAGCAGUUUUAGAAUACAUUUGUGUGAGGUCUCUAUGUGCUUUGGAAACCAACCACGUGAUGACUUUUUCCUUGCUCUGUGGACACUUGUCAACUUUCUUCAGUCUUCCUUUUCUGCUCUCCAACUAGAUUAGGUAAGACUCUUGCUAUCUCUGCCUCCAAGUACGUGUGUACCCACAGUUGCAGGGUUGCUGGCAUUUGAAGUCUCUCUCUUAUCAUAUGCACAGGUGGCCCCUGUAGCUGAGGAAGAGGUUUCUGUGGGCGUGAGAUGCAGGAAGUCCAUAAGUCUGCUCUCUUCCCUGAAGCACAGCUCUGUUAAAGUUUCAAAGCCAGUCUCUUAAUAUUUGCUAGUUCUUAGCCUGACGGUGAGGUGGGUCAGUAUCUCCAGAUCUGUCCUCUAGGCUCCAGGCUCUGGUGGGGCUGCAGUGCUAUUUUGACGUGGUUUUGGCAAGCUACAGCUAGAGGCUCUGGCCUGUGGUUUCUGUGUCUGCUGUAGGGGAGGCUGCAUGAUCGGUCAGACUAGCAGAGAGCUGAGCUGGUGAGUGGGUCUGAGGCUUUUGUGGGCUUGCGCUGUCCCCACUGGAGAUUGAUCCCUUUCCUGACCUCCGAGGCUGGGCUUGAGGAGGAGAGUGACAUGAGACAAGUCGGUGGGGACUUCCUAUCAAAAUCAGCAUUAGGUCAGAUAACUGGAGACAGCCCAGGAAGAACGGGAAAAAGGCAGAAUCCUAUAGUAUUUUGAUGAUUGUUACAACUAAGAUUUGAUAUUUAGGGUAGAGUAGAAGGAAAUACUAGAGAACACAGAGAGUCUGAGGGGAGAAACAUUCAGAUGGUUCUGUCUCAUAGCUAUGCAGCGGACCUGUGCCUCAGCCUAGGUUGGCUUCUGCACCAUUAAUGAAGCCUCUGUGUCGCUGGGUGCCAGGAGGUACUGUGGGCGGAGAGCCCUUCUGGCAGCAGCGUGAUGUCUGGUGGUUAAAUUCUAGGUUUUGGGUAUCCCGUGACAGUGCAUGAUGACACUGUUUGAGACAGGUUCUUUCUUUGUAGACCAGGCUAUCCUUGAACUGAGUGCUGGGAGCACAGGAUGAGCCACUGCCCCAGCAUCCGUGCUUCUUCCCUAGCGCAGGCCUCAGGCUAGGCCAGUGACCUGCCACUGAACCACACCCUCUAGCCCCUGCCGUUUCUUUCCUUUGUCCCUUUCUCAUUACCUCGCUACUGUAGAAUGUUCUCCCUGAUGCUCUGGGCCCUUGAUUCCUAGGCCGUAAGAAAAUGUAGGACUCCGGGGUUUACCAAACAUGGUCGGCAGUUCAUAAGUGCACCCUACUUUCCCCAUUGUGAAAUAGGGCAGGUCCUUUGAUUGCCUGGCUCAGGCUAGAGUACCAUUGCAAUAGAGGCCUCAGAACGAGUGUUUUCUUUAGAGCCUGCCCUGAGGGUGAGGAAGGCCGGCCUAUUCAGCAUGUGGGUUUUCUGAGAGGAGAGCUGGUCUGAGCAGUUACUGUGAACCCUGAGCCAGGUUUCCCAGAGUUGUCCUCUCCUCCUGUGAGGCAGCAGCUGAGUGUCUCACGUCUCCAAUCUUGUUCACCUCGAGCCAUCUACAUUCUCUCUUUCUCCCAUACUGUCAUUGCUGCUAAUGUUCAGAGUCAAGCAUGUGGCAUUACGGAAUGAGCAGGUCUUCUUGGGCUGCUAUCUGAAUGUCCCUUUUUAAAUGUGGAAACGUGCAGAUGCUUUCUCCGAGAUGCUUAGACUGAUGUGUCAGCCAGAAGAAGCUUAGACUCCAAAGGAUCGAUGCUGACAUCUGUGCAACAGCUGGGAAGUGUACAAGUGAAGCCGAACUGUGCUAUCCACCAUUGGAAAGAAACGUUCUCACCUUGGGCUGACUGUGAUGUACAGUGUGUUAUGGGAAUUGUUGGGCUGAAGCUUUCGUCAAAUCUGAGUCCCUUGCUUUGAUCCCGUGUAUGUUAUGACCCCUCUGUCAGUGACUUUCCCCUGAGUGUGAAUUAUAGCAUGAUUGUAUAAACCUCUAUGUAGAAAAUGGAGAUUUCAUGUUCUACAAAUGUUAAGCUCUAACUGACCCACUUCUGUGCGCAUGUGUAUGACCUGACUUUCUUAUAUAUUUAAACUUUCCUUCUGUUCUAAAGCUUUUGUGGCAUUCCUUGUUCAGGUGGAGAGGAAGCUGUCCCUUUGCAGACCUGUACUGUAACCAUUUCUCCUUUAUAAAUAUUAUUUUCACAGGGCUGAUUGUAUACAGGGCUUAUAAUAAAAAUUUAACACUGUGUUGUCAACGAGCUGCGGUUUCUCCACUGGAGGUGACUUCAAAAGCACCUGAGGGUGGAGUGUCCCUUCUGUGACCUUACUUCCUAGUACGUGAAGUCUAAUCUCAGUUUUGUCCUGUUUCAGCCUCCUGUAUAAGAAGUAUCAUAUUUUCUGCCCAUCAUACUUUGUAAUAAAACUUGAACAUGUAUAGAUUGAAA